Puccinia graminis f. sp. tritici CRL 75-36-700-3 is the source of this 1827-nucleotide messenger RNA. RefSeq lists its product as uncharacterized. The record is from RefSeq and is a predicted model, not a curated record. Gene Ontology annotation, molecular function: hydrolase activity, acting on acid anhydrides, in phosphorus-containing anhydrides. Gene Ontology annotation, cellular component: mitochondrion. The transcript is spliced from 5 exons. The coding region runs from base 270 to 1430 and encodes 386 amino acids. NCBI's taxonomy places the organism in Eukaryota, Fungi, Basidiomycota, Pucciniomycetes, Pucciniales, Pucciniaceae.
AGUCCCCCGGGCCCCGGCUCAGGCUCGGUCGAGCGAGUGAAAUGACGUCAUGACACUCAUGGCCUCCGAUGGCUGACAGCUGCUGUUGCUGAAAGAGCAGUGUUAUUAUGUACGUGUCGCUAUGGGAAGCUGAAAAUGCCGGCCUCAUGACUGCGAAGGCCGACCUCUUGACCAUUCUUAUUUAUUGUGGUGGCUGCUCAACUGGGGUUGUGGAGACUUGGCGAGUUGGAGACUGUGAUUAUUACUACAGGUGACCACCAAGUUCGACGAUGGCCAGUUUCUCGAGGCGACUCAACCAAUUGUCUGCUCAACUUGACCAUCACCCCCAGAGUAUCAGACCGGCAAGCUCACUGGUGCAGCCUAAAGCGGGACUAUCAACCAAAUCCGAUUUACCGAAUCUCCGAUCUUCUGCAAGCUUGAUAAUCAUCCAACCACUUCAAUCGAUCACUCCGGAUGGCUAUAAUUAUCGGACGCUCUUGAUUCAGCGUAAUUCCACUCAGCGUUCAUUCUCGGCUGCCCAUGUCUUCCCAGGAGGUAAUCUCGAUCCAGAUGAUCACAACUACCAUCCAUUCCUUAACCGUCGAGCUUCAAAAGACAAGUCCAACGAACCUUCUGACCUUCAAAUCGCACUCAAGCUUUGUGCAAUUCGUGAAACGUUCGAAGAAGCUGGUAUCCUCACUGGGCUUUCGCCUGGUGUCGACAUUCCGAGCUCGGUUUUAAUAGAUUUUAGGCAAAAAUUAACAGAACAGACCGGUACUCAAUUCACCAACAUCAUUCAACACAUCCAAGAUCAUGUGCCCACUGCCAAAAACAAUCAGGAUAGCAAUCUAUUUUGCUUAGAUCGGUUAUCCCAUUAUGCAAAUAUCCUGACUCCUACCACAUCGCCUAAGAGGUGGGAUACGCACUUCUACCUUACCAUCUUGCCACCACAGUCCGACGUGAUUGCAAGGCAGAAUGAUAUGCAUAUAGCAACACCAGACAAAUCGGAGACGAUCUCAGUAGUAUGGUUGAGCCCAGCGGAGGCUCUCAAACGAUCUGUCUUAGCACCUUCUGAGCAGAGUGACUCUAUCACCCUCCCACCACCUCAAUUCUAUCUCCUCACCGAUCUAGCUCGCUGGAAGGAUUAUCGACAGCUCAUGGAUCAUACAAUCCGCAAGGUCUUCCCGUUAACUCCUGAAAUCGUCCAGCAGAAAUCAGAAGGAACUGUCGCUUUUUUCGUCGUCUUUCCUGGUGACCCAUUACAUUCAACCUCCGAAGAAUUGUACAAAACAAACAACUCAGUAGAUAAACAAUCUUUAAUCCAUCGGAUUCAGGUUCGUCAUGAGGCUACUAACUUCGGAUCUCAGCCUGGAAACUUUUUUCGUCCUAUGAGACUCCAUCGGUCUCAAAUUCACAAGCUUUUUGGCAAGGGAUGGGAAGACUUGGAUUGAACUUUUUUUACAACACGCAGUCAAAAUAUAUGUGUGGUCUUUGUGUCAGCUUUCUUGUAAGACAUAUUUUAUGUACAGCAUCGCACUCCAUUUGAUCAGUUUCCCAGCAGUCCGUAUCCUCAUUUUUUUCCUUAAAACUCGUUCCCGGCAAAGAAAAUCCACCAGCAAGCCCCUUUUUUCUUCCCUUGGUAAAUUCAAACAAGAAUCCCUUGAAUCUGAUAGCACUCUUCUCCGUUAGUUCUGAAGAAAAUUUUACUCACUAUGUUUCAAGCAGUCAUGAUAUUGAUAAGUUACAAUACUUGGUAGGCUGCUACUAUGCUUUUCUUCUUCAACUUGAGAAUUCCUACAUAAAUCUGCUAAGCUUGUGAUCAUAGAGCACAGUUUAAGUCAGGCUAAU